This is a messenger RNA of Phialemonium atrogriseum, 934 nucleotides long. RefSeq names its product cupin domain-containing protein. NCBI's taxonomy places the organism in Eukaryota, Fungi, Ascomycota, Sordariomycetes, Cephalothecales, Cephalothecaceae. Bases 314 to 934 code for a protein of 206 amino acids. The transcript has 2 exons. The record is from RefSeq and is a predicted model, not a curated record.
GGACUGGGCGGGUGGGAGAGAUACCUGUUAGGUACCUACUUAGGUACCUCGGUCCACUACAUUAAUGAUUAUGGAGACUGUCAUGGAAGCUACCUAGGUACCUUGCCUGAUGUGGUGCGGGGUUUGCAGCAGUUAGAGGAAUGGAACCCCACAAGUCAAGAUACAUAUGAUCAACUGCCUUCUUUUGGUCAAAGGUCACACCUCCUUUUCUUUCAAACCCUAGGAGAUUCUGAUACAAACCCAAAGUUUACCAGUGUUCCUCAGGUGAACACUUUGAUUCUCUUUCCUUUGCGUAUCCAUACUAUUUGCCACUAUGGCAUCCCCGUCCCACCUCCCUAAGCUUCGUCCAGCCUUAGACUACGGGAUGCGAAAGGUCCAACGACACAUCACCACGCUGGAUUCCGAGGGCCGAUCGGUCUUCGUCCCAGAUGAGGACAUACUAUACUGUGACCGCGGCGGCUACGCUGUCUCGUGGACUUACGCCACCAGCGAAUUCCCUGCCGUGCUGUCCGGCAACAAGGACCUCGACGGCUUCUUGACGCGGGACCCCUCGAGCAAUAACUCGGUCGCCCACACCGGCAGCCGCAUCGUCAAUGGCACCGGCAUCACAUUUAACACUACCAACUUUGCCCCCGGUACCGAGACGGUCAUGCACCGGACCGUGUCGCUAGACUUCGUCGCAGUAGUGGAGGGAGAGAUGGAGCUGGAGCUGGAUUCGGGUGCGAAGGUGUCGCUGAAACCCGGCGAUUCCAUUGUUCAACGCCAAACAAACCAUCUGUGGAGAAAUCCCUCCAAGGACAAGCCGGCCCGGAUCAUUUCCCUGAUCACCCCAGCCCAGAGUGUCACAAUCAAUGGCAAGGAAAUGACUACCGAAGGGUUUAGUGUUGGUUCAAUGGGGAAGCGUUCUAUGGUCACACAAGGGAUAGAAACGUAG